Molecule: messenger RNA, 204 nt
Organism: Peronospora matthiolae
Lineage: Eukaryota; Oomycota; Peronosporomycetes; Peronosporales; Peronosporaceae
Source: the annotation of a GenBank genome assembly
AUGGCUGGGAUAAAGGUUCGACGUCGCCGACCCGAGGAGAUCCCCGUAGGGAUCAUCUUCAAGUUGAAGCAAAACGAGAGUUCGAAUAGCAUUAUCAACUUCCGCUCGGUCAUUUGCCAUUGCAGCGCUACUCAGGCGUGUCGAGAGAAGUCCGCGCCUAGUGAGAAGGGAGGGUAUCUGUACUGGCAAGCUAGAGUGGGAUGA